Messenger RNA from Cetraspora pellucida, 1428 nucleotides. NCBI's taxonomy places the organism in Eukaryota, Fungi, Glomeromycota, Glomeromycetes, Diversisporales, Gigasporaceae. The record is from the annotation of a GenBank genome assembly.
GUUAUUUUUGAGACCAGAAACCAACUAGACCAGACCGAUAGCCAUAUUGGGACUGAUGGACUAGCUUGUGAGAAUCGCUUUCCUAAAGAAUCUACCAUCAAAAAAAGAAAAAUAGAAAUGAUGCCACUCUGCAUUAUUCAAGAUAACCAAAGUAAUAUUCAGGACGAUAAUCAAUGUCAUGAUAUUCAAGAUACCGUUCAGAUCAAUCAAAGUGAUAUAACACCACUAGCUUUGGAGUAUGAAGCAUUACUAUGUAUUAUAAAGAGUAAUGAUGGGCCAUUUCCUAUUAUAAACAAAUCAUCACUUUACGUUCGGAAUGAAUACAAAGACAUUUAUCAUUUAUUAAUAUACAACUCGCUACUUAUUACUCGCCAUAAGUUUAUCAUCACUGGAACAUCUGGAAUAGAGUAUCUUAAUCAUAACAGCAUAUGGCAUCUAGUGGACAGUGUAUUGACACCUGAAGAUGUAGAAGCCAAAACAGUAAUUGCUUUGUCCCCUAGAAGUAUUAAAAGAGACGAAUUUCAAGAAUUCGAUAAGAUAAUAGUUAAAAGAUUUUACAUGGGUCCUUGGUCCCUUGAGGAGUUAUUAAUUUGUCAGGAACAUGUUUUCCCAGCAGUACCCAUUGAUAUUAUGAUGGAACUAUAUAAUAAAGCGGGCGGCAUUCCAAGGUAUAUAUUUCAACGAAUGGAAGAAGCAAUGAAAUAUCACGACCCAAAAACAAUCUUAGGAAAAGAGGAAAUUUUGAGGUUAUCUUUUAAGCGAAUUUCAGAUGCUAUCUUAGAAAUAAGUGACUUCUCCGACAUUUUAAAGUUCUUCAAUGAAAAAACCGAAAAAGCUCACGCAUGGGAUGAUUUAUUAGAGAAAAUUCAAACCCAUAAGUCAUACCCUAGUGUAAGAGGUAUAAUGCUAGAACUAUAUGUAAUUCAUCUUUUCAGCUGUGGAGACCGUUGUUUUGAAAUGAGGAAAUUAGAGGAAUACAAUGGCAAAACAAAUGAAUGCACCACUGAUACGAAAAUUUACACAAUAAUACCUCAACCAAAAAUUGAAUACAUCUUGACUCCAAAUGAGCUUUUAAAUCAUGAAGAGUAUAAAAUUAUUCUACCGUCGAAAUCCAAUUUUGGUGCUGCAGAUCUAUUCAUCACUCCCAAUGAUAUUUUUCAAGUAACGGUUUCUCAACGACAUCCUAUCAAGCAGGCUGAACUUUCAAACUUGGUCACAAAUAUGCCUGCCCGUACAAAAGAUAAAAAUGCAAAGAUUUGGUUUUUUUUUGUUGUUCCUGAUGAUAUCUACAGUACUUUCAAAUAUCAGGACAUUAUAAUACGUGAUAAUGAUACAAAAACCUUUCGAAAGGUUAAGUCAAUCAAUCCCAUCCUUAAUAACUUGGAACAAUGGGUUUUAAAAAUUGAUAUGAAACCUAAUUCAUGUUAA